AUGACCUUUUUGACUCUCGGAAUCAGGCAUACAUGCUGCGAAGGCUUUUGCCUCCUCCGAAGUCCAUCAUAUGAGAUAGGUUUCGGCAGAACCUACGACGACGAAGACUUCCAGGAGUUCAGAACAGAAGAUGAGCAUCUCACUCAAAUAUUGGAGGAUCUAAUGGUAGAGUUUCAAGCAUCUUUCGACGCUUGGGGUUGUGCCUUGCCUGAGUUUUUGAUACAUUCUUGGAAACCACGUAUGUACGAAGUACUAAGUGAGCUGGAUGGAAGCUUUGUUUCUGAGGAACAGAGAACAGAGUUGCAGAACAUUGGGAUAGUCUUAACAGAAGAAUCCGAGCGAAUUCCAGAGGUAGUGCUCCCUGAGAUUGAGGUGGCCGACGACUACAAGAUGGAGAACGACUUGGAAUACUGGCUUCGGCAUAUGGACAAGAUCAUGGAGGAAUGA
This is a messenger RNA of Cadophora gregata, 447 nucleotides long. RefSeq lists its product as uncharacterized. The coding region runs from base 1 to 447 and encodes 148 amino acids. The transcript has a single exon. NCBI's taxonomy places the organism in Eukaryota, Fungi, Ascomycota, Leotiomycetes, Helotiales, Ploettnerulaceae. The record is from RefSeq and is a predicted model, not a curated record.